AUGAAGCCUGCUGAGCUGGGAUUUCCACUAGGGCUCUUCAUCUUCUUCUUGCUGACGACCCCAUUAAUGGGUGGUGUUUCUAAAAUUGCUGAGUGGCUGUGUGGAGAAUUCAAAGAUCCCUGCAAGAUGGAAAUGAAUCCUGGCAGCUGCUACGAAGUCCAUUUUCGAUAUUUCUACAACAGAACUUCCAAAAGAUGUGAACAUUUUGUCUUCUCUGGCUGUGAUGGCAAUCUUAACAACUACAAGCUUAAGAUAGAAUGUCAAAUAGCCUGUGUGGCAGAAUACAAGAAAGCGUUGUAA
This is a messenger RNA of Hipposideros armiger (great roundleaf bat), 300 nucleotides long. RefSeq names its product serine peptidase inhibitor, Kunitz type 4 (gene SPINT4). The coding region runs from base 1 to 300 and encodes 99 amino acids. Lineage: Eukaryota; Metazoa; Chordata; Mammalia; Chiroptera; Hipposideridae. The transcript has 2 exons. The record is from RefSeq and is a predicted model, not a curated record. Gene Ontology annotation, molecular function: serine-type endopeptidase inhibitor activity.